AUGUCGAUGAAGCUCCUGGUGCUGGUGCCUGUGACGGUCGUGGGCCACUCCUACCUGGCACUCCCUCCUUCACGCAACUUACUUGCAAACUUGGAAGGGCGUGAAGAUUGCCCGCACUGCUUGCAGUCAGGUGGCCCUGACAAUGUCAAGGAACGGGGAGGGGGUGUGUGGCCGACCCGCUUGGCUCCAGGCUCCCAUGGGCUCUGUGGCGACCCCGUGCAGGGACAAAGCAACCCUGUAAGACUUGAAGAUGAAACUUACCUCAAAACCGGACCCGUGACUGCAACGUACGAGCCGGGAGAAGUGGUGGAGUUCCAAGUGGCAGUCAGUACGCAUCACCAGGGGCACUACGAGUUCCGCAUCUGUGACAAGCCACUGGAUGCAGGGUCUCUGGCCUCGGCUGCGGACGGGCAGGCCUGUUUGGACCAAUGGUUGCUACAGCGUGCCCCACCUUUGGCGAACUGUGUUGUCAAUGAUCCCAGAGGCGACUGUCAACCUUUGGACCCGAAGCACCCAGAGAGGUGGUACCUGCCGCCAGCCGGGUCACAGACGCCAGUGGCUGGAAGGGACUUCAAUGACUCCAUGGCUCCGGCGUAUCCGUCCUCAGCAGAAGUGCAUCGCAUGAGGUUCAAGAUUCCAGCCGGCUUGCAGUGCUCCAGGUGCACCUUGCAGUGGUAUUGGUCUUCUGGAAACAGCUGCUACUACGAUGGCGACUACUUCGACUACUAUCGAGGCAUUGCUGCACUCGGAUGGGAUGCAGCGGCAUGGCAACCACAGAUACUGGAAGACUGGGCCAACUGCGGCAAUAGCUGCUGCCGAAGUGGCGGGACAUUCGGAGAGGAGUUCUGGAAUUGCGCUGAUAUUUCAGUGGCAGCGCGUGGUAGUUCUUCGUCAACGACACCAGAGCCAUCAACCACAACAUCCGCCGUAUCAACUUCUACGACUGUCACCACCACACACUCGGCAACCAUCCCUUUGUUUUCCCCUGUGGAUGGUGGUGAAGGGCGGGCUUGCCGCGGACGAAAUGCGCAAGACAACGCUGCGGCCUACUACGCAGUCUUUAAUGGCAUGCCCUUGCUGGAUGAUUGCAAGGCAAAAUGCAUUGCUACUGCAGGCUGUGUUGGCAUAGAGCACAGCUCGGGACGCUGUGAAGUUUGGACACGUCCUGAGGGCAUCCAGGCUUCCAUUUCCCUUCGUGGGUUCACAUGUCUUCGCCUGGGCGAGGCAUCAACCACAAGCCGGCCAGCGCUGGGGACCUUCGAGCCAAUCGGGGAGGACAAAGCUUGCCGUGGGGCGAGCUCCAGGGACAACUCUCCUGGCUACUACUCGGUCUUCUUUAGAAUGUCCCUCGACGAGUGCAAGGUUCAGUGUGCACUCAACGAGGACUGUCGUGGCAUCGAGCAUUCGAAGAGGGGACGGUGUGAAGUAUGGGUAAGGGCAAUUGAAGCCAGCGCUGACGUUCCUGGCUUCUCAUGCUACACUUACACUUCACCCGGGGCCCCAUCUACUUCUACGACUUCAUCGCCUCGAGCCUGCUCCAGGGCUUGGGCAGCUUGCGGCGGCCAAAACUGGGAUGGGCCGACCUGUUGCGAAGAUGGACACGUCUGUUUUGCUGAAAGCGUUUGGUAUUCGCAGUGCCGGCCUGCUGCAACUCUGGCAGAGAUGCCCGGCCUUGCUCCUGAAAGCAGAAAGCACCGCCGUUUUCGGGGGAGCACAUUCCUGCAAGAUGGCACUCUCUUGGAUCACACGCUGGCAGAUGAAGAGUUGUGA
Molecule: messenger RNA, 1770 nt
Organism: Symbiodinium natans
Lineage: Eukaryota; Dinophyceae; Suessiales; Symbiodiniaceae
Source: the annotation of a GenBank genome assembly